AUGGGCCAUGGGGGCAGAGUGGCGGGGGUCCUGUCCCCUAACUGCAUGCGGAAAAGGCGACAGAAGCCGGUCAACGGGAUUCAAAAGGCCGCUGCAACAGGCUUGUCUCAACCAGCCCACGUCGACCUCCCUCUCUCGUCUUCGAUUCCAACGGCCGCAACAAUGCUCUUCCAAGCUACCUCUUUCCUUGCCUUGCUUGCUGUUGUCUACGCCCAAGCUGACCCAUCGAUCAACACUCCUGCUGCGGUCGUCCAAUGCCAGCCCGCUCAGAUUACUUUUACCGCUAGCAAAACCCCGGUGUUCAUUAGCAUUAUUCCUGGCGGUCAGCCUUCUGCUGCCCCCUUGCAAGACUUGGGCCAACAAACCACCAGCCCUAUGACAUGGGUUGCGAACAUUGCUUCUGGAACCUCGAUUACUUUCCAGCUCCGUGACUCUAGUGGUGCUGUUGUUUACUCUGCUCCCAUCACUAUCCAGCAGAGCUCCGACUCGAGCUGUCUCGGCCAGCAGCCAUCCACAUCUGCCGGUUCGGCCACCGCUGCUCCUACCACAUCGGCACCAGCCACCAGCUCGGCCGCUUCCAGCGUUUCUUCGGCGGUUUCUUCGAUCAGCUCGUCGCUAAGCUCGGUAGCUUCAUCGGUAGCUUCAUCAGUGUCGUCCGCUAUCUCCACCGCAACUGCCCCAGCUACUACCUCUCGCACCGCAACUGUGGUUUCUCCCAGCAGCACUCCAUCAGGUACUGCCAGUGGUGCUGCCCCCUCUGGCACCGCCAACGGCGCUGUUCCCGCUCCAAAGGCCGGCCUCGUUGGUCUCCUCGGUGUUGCCGCCGCUGUCGUCAUGGCGUAA
Molecule: messenger RNA, 843 nt
Organism: Rhizoctonia solani
Lineage: Eukaryota; Fungi; Basidiomycota; Agaricomycetes; Cantharellales; Ceratobasidiaceae
Exons: 4
Coding region: 1-843 (280 amino acids)
Source: RefSeq, a predicted model, not a curated record